AUGAGUAUUUUAGCAAGAUUCUUCAAUCCAAAAGCUCAGAAACGUAAUGCAUCCUUCGAACUUCUCAGAUUGUUCGCGACAAUCAAUGUUCUGAUCAGGCACAUGAAAUUUCUUGUUUUUCACACUUCCCAAAACGACAAAGAAUAUCGCGCAUUAAUGUUUCUUCAUUCACUCACAUCGACAUGUGAUAAUAUAUUUGUAAUAGUGUCCGGAUAUUUCCUUUGUACCACAGAUCUUCGUGUCUCCCGUUUAUUCCCACUUAUAAUCCAAAAUUUCUCAUAUUCAGUAGGCAUGUACUUCUUUGCAAUCUCUAUGGGCUGGUCACAGUUCAAUUGGUAUGAAUUAGGACGUUUUAUGAUGCCAUUGACGAACGGAGUUUAUUGGUUCGCUCCGCCAUUUAUAAUUUCCCAGAUUGCGUUCCGUCCAAUGUAUAAAGGCUUGUUACAACUUCAUCCUCGCUACCAUCUCUUACUUGCUGUCAUGGUUUCAGUUGUAGCUGCCGGAGCUACAAUGGGAUAUGGCAAACACAUAUCACAGUGGGGAGAUGGAACUUGCAUCAACCUAUUUUUCCAAUUUCUUUUGAUCGGAUCUUAUAUCAGAUUUAAUAACGUCAAUCCGAGCAUGACAGUAUGUAUUCUUGGUAUAAUUAUUACAGCUGGACUCCACUUCCACGGCAUGGUCGGUGAUUUUGACAAAAUUUUGGGAACUCAAACAGUUAUUGGCCAACUUGUUCGUUCUGACGCUAUUUUCGCUCCUCUUGUUACCCUCGAGACCAUCUUUUUACUCUGCUUCUGCCAGAGGCUCCAGAUCACUGGAUUAACCCGAACAAUAAUUAAUUUUAUUGCAGACUUCAAUUACGGUAUUUACACAUGCCAUUGCCAUGGAAAGGUCAUGUAUCAGUUCACAGGCCAAUAUUCACCCAACAAACAUGUCAUUCUCGACCACGAAUGGAUUCAUAUGUUAUACGGCAGUUUUAUGAUUUAUUUCGAAUGUCUUGUUGUUGAAAUUGGACGUUCUAUGCUCACAAACUUCUUCAUCAUCAAUACUAAGUGGUAUGCUUCAUUUUGCGAGGCUGUUGACAAUUAUUUCUCUCCAAUUGAAGAUAAGCUUAGUGUUGCUGAACAAACAGAAGAAAAAAUUGAUGAGAAUAAGAAUGCCCAAGAUAAUACAUCUGAUCAGAAGAUUUUCUCUCCUUUAUAA
Molecule: messenger RNA, 1200 nt
Organism: Trichomonas vaginalis G3
Lineage: Eukaryota; Parabasalia; Trichomonadida; Trichomonadidae
Product: acyltransferase family
Exons: 1
Coding region: 1-1200 (399 amino acids)
Molecular function (GO): acyltransferase activity, transferring groups other than amino-acyl groups
Source: RefSeq, a predicted model, not a curated record